GCUCCAGGCCCCUCAGCAUGGCACAGUGCUAGCAUUUGAAAAUGCUUUCUCGAUGAAAUGCAAACAGUGAAGGGGAGUCAGAAGUGCGAGCUGAACUGCCGGGCCAUCGGCUACCGCUUCUACGUGCGCCAGGCGGAGACGGUGAUCGACGGCACCCCCUGCGAGCCCAACGGCACGGCCAUCUGCGUGGCAGGGCAGUGCAAGAGCAUUGGCUGUGACGACUAUCUGGGUUCUGACAAGGUGAUUGACAAGUGUGGAAUAUGUGGAGGGGACAACACUGCUUGCAAAGUUGUGUCUGGAGUUUUCAAACACACGCUAACAAAUCUUGGCUACCACAAGAUAGUGGAAAUUCCUGAAGGAGCUACUAAAAUCAACAUUACUGAGAUGUCAAAGAGCAACAACUAUUUGGCGCUGCGGAGCCGCUCGGGACGCUCCAUCAUCAAUGGCAACUGGGCCAUCGAUCGCCCGGGCAGGUACGAAGGUGGUGGGACAAUGUUCACUUACAGACGCCCCAAUGAGAUCUCCAGCACCGCAGGGGAGUCAUUUUUAGCUGAUGGGCCAACAAAUGAAGUCCUUGAUGUCUAUAUGAUACAUCAGCAGCCUAACCCGGGUAUACAUUAUGAAUAUAUCAUUCCAGGAGACAAUGUCAUUAGUCCUCAGUUGCUUGCUCACAGGAGGCCAGGGGAGCCAUUUAAUGGUCAGUUAGGAAUGCCAGAAAGUACAAGUCAUGAAGAUGAGGAUUUGCAUAGAGAGACAGACAUUCUCACUGGACAGUCAGCUGGAACUUUUCCAGUUAUUCAGCCAGGAAGAUUUCCCUCUCAUCAGCCAGAAAAUCAGGUGCCUGCUAUGCAACCACCAAGACAAAACCGAGAAUACAACUGGAAACAGGUUGGAAAAACUGAGUGCACUACUACAUGUGGGAAAGGAUCACAGUACCCAAUUUUCCACUGCGUCAACAGAAUCACUCACGAGGAGGUACCUGAGGGUUACUGUGACAGCAGCACCAAACCCAUUCCAGAAGAGGAGGCCUGCAACCUCUUCCCAUGCCCUGCUUUCUGGGAUAUAGGGGAGUGGUCUGAGUGCAGCAAAACCUGCGGGCUGGGAAUGCAGCACCGGCAGAUCCUGUGCCGGCAGAUCUACGCCAACCGCACGCUGACGGUGCAGCAGUACCGCUGCCAGCACCUGGAGAAACCCGACACCACCAGCACCUGCCAGCUCAAGAUCUGCAGCGAGUGGCAGAUCAGGACCGAGUGGACCUCAUGUUCAGUGCCUUGUGGAGUGGGGCAGAGGACUCGAGAUGUGAAGUGUGUCAGCAACCUUGGGGACGUUGUUGAUGAUGAGGAAUGUAACAUGAAGCUGCGGCCAAAUGACAUCGAGAACUGCGACAUGGGCCCCUGUGCCAAGAGCUGGUUCCUUACAGAAUGGAGUGACAGAUGCUCGGCAGAGUGCGGGGACGGGAUCCGCACGCGCUCGGUGGUCUGCAUGACCAACCACGUCAGCAGCUUGCCUCUGGAGGGCUGUGGCAACAACAGACCCUCGGAAACCACUCCCUGUAAUAACGGGCCCUGUGCUGGGAAAGUGGACUGGUUUGCUGGGGGCUGGACACAGUGCUCUACUGAAUGUGGUAGUGGAACUCAGCAGAGAGAAGUGAUUUGUGUUAGGAAAACUGAAGGUAAUUUUGAUGUUUUGAACCCCUAUGAAUGUUCAGAUUUGGAGAAACCUCCCAGCCAGCAGUCCUGCUACCUCAAACCAUGUGGUUCUAAGUGGUUUCAUACAGAAUGGAGCACAUGUUCCAAGUCCUGUGAAGGAGGAUUUCGGGUUCGGGAGGUGCGAUGCCUGUCGGAUGACAUGGCAGCCAGCACUCAGUGUGAUCCACAACUCAAACCUGAAGAGAAAGAACUGUGUAAUACACAGGAUUGUGUCCCUGAAAUAGAUGAGAACUGCAAGGAUAAAUACUACAACUGCAACGUGGUGGUUCAGGCCCGGCUCUGUGUGUACACCUAUUACAAAACAGCCUGCUGUGCCUCCUGCACCCGUGUGGCAAACAGACAGCCAGGCUUCCUGGGGCACAGAUAACAAAUCCUGCUCUGCUCAGAGCAGCAAUGGCACUCUUCACAUGGAGCUUGAGCAGUGCUGCUUUGACUGCAGCAGUUGUAGCUGCUUAGAGAUGGGGCUUGUGUUGCUGAGUGCAUCAAGACUAUGGUUAAAUCUCACACCCUUUCAGUUACAGUUAUUGUGCAGUUAUCUCUUUUAAGAUGUUUGUUGUAAAAUCAUGAUUUUUUUCUUAAAGCAUUCAUUUUUAAUGAUACUAUUAUUUGCACCCGCUCAUCAGAUAAUUAUUUAAGGAAUAUAGUGGCCUUAAGAUUGUGAAAUUAAUGAAAACUAAAAUCAAUUGCAGGCAAUUACUGGAGAUAAUUGACCAGUAUGGAUGCAGCUGCUCCAUUAUUUUCUGAGUGCUGACUUUUACUUGGUAUUUUGGACUGCCUUAAGUUAGAGGACUAAAUCAAUGAAACAUGCAUGAGAAAAAUGACUUCCCAAAGAACCGUACCAUUGAAAAGCAUUUAUCAUCAGUUUCCUAGCACUCUAUAUUUUUAACUACUUCAGUCCAUUCAUAAUAAAUCAGAGUCACUGUUAAGUUCUUUUGGUUGUCCUUUUAACUGAUGUCCUGUCCUUAGGCAUCAAAUAUGUACACACUUGACUGCCAGAAUGUGCCUUUAUAUUUAAUUCAUAAACUCGUGAAGAUACACUUUUAUAAUUUUGUAUGGAUUUUAAAAUAUGUUUUCUACCAGAGUGACACUAGUGUCUGGCUCUGUCUCUGCAGCUGUCAGUGAGACAGGUUAACCAGAAAGGUGAAGAGUCUUUGCUGGUAUAAAAAGUGAUUGUUUCCAUUGGUGAGGUCUCUUUUCUGUAGGGGGCUUAUUUCAGAACUGGGAUCUUGCCUAAUUCUUGUCUCUGCACUAUUGUUUUAACAGCUGCCAAACCAAAGUACUUUGUUCAGACCUAGUCUGGAUAUGUCACCAGUUUCUGAAACAACCACCAAAGGACAGAGGCCUGUGUGCCUUAUAGCAGUCUCUUAUCUUGGUAUCAGGCAGCAGUAUGAAUCUAGUAGCUGAGUAUCUGUAAAAAGGGGAUCUUAGCUAUUGACAUUCUUCAGGUUUUGAUCAGUUAUUACAACAUAUUUGUCUAUUUUUGCUCAGUGUUUCAUUGCACAGAUCUAUUCAUUACUAUUACUAUUACCUUUUCUAUUACUCAAGAAUGGCUGCAGACUUAGAGCUGAAUUUAAGUGGUGAUUUUUCAUUUCUGCAAUUACUGUACUCAGCCUUGAGACUUGCUAGAAGCAAAUAGUGUACUAUGCAGUGCAGAUGAGGUUUUGCAUUAUCUGCAUAUUCUCUAGCCUUUGUUUGAGAGGUCUUUCAAAUGUGUAAAUAAGGCUGAGGGGGAAAAAUAAACACCUCUUCUUAUUCAGCUGUUUAUUACAGCAUAUUGCUUGUAAAUUAGUGAUGCCCAUGUAUGCAUCUGUUCCUAAGGUGCCUGAGUUGUAAAACAGCUGUAAUAGUCUGUGUUCAGGCACUCCCAGAGGUAUGGUUAAGGUAUCCUGCCACGGAUGCAGAGCCAUGUUUGAGCCUCCUUUUCUUCUUACUGCUUUGGUGGAGAGGAACGCUGGGAGGCAAAGGUUGCUGGUUGUGAAACCAGUCCCAUCAGUUUGUGUGCUGGAAGCCACAGGAAAGUGGAAUUCCUGUAGUCUGAAAGCUGCCUUGCAUUGAGAUUAACUUCUGAAUGUUUUGAUUCAGUCACUCUUGAAAAGUAUAUUUUGGACAUGAUGAACUACUACUGUUCGGCUACAUGAAAUGAAGAAGUGUUUCCCCUAAAAUUUGGAGGUACUCUUUGUGAAUAUAAAUUGUUGUAUAUCCGCCAAAAAUGCCAUUGGCUGUUUCUGUAUGCUUUGACUUGGGCUUUUUCACUGUAAAUAAUAGACAUGAAGUCGUUAGAAAAAGAAACUCUUAAUUAGGAAACUUCUAAUUCAAGUUUAUUAAUCUUUGAGAGUCCUCCUGUUCCCUUGUAUUACAAAGAUUUAUCCAUGAAGAUAACUUACAGAUUUGUUAUCAUAUUAUAUUCCUUAGAUCCUUGACCAAAGAAUGAUAUGGAUAAAGUGCUGUGUAAACAGCUCUGGAAUCCAGUACUUCUGAAUACAGAUUUUCAUCUGUGUAUCUCAUUGCAGCAAAUCUGGACAUACAUUAUAUAAUUUUUGCUGUUGUCUCUUUCGUCCUUAGGAAGUGUUUCCUGUCAGCUUGAGGGAAAUAUCCUGUUCCAUAAAAAAGCUUCCUGAAAACCCCAAGGCGAAUGAGAUGCAGAGGGAGUCUGGUUUGCAGUCACAGAACAAAUUCUUCUUACAUGCUUUGGCUGUGAGACCAUCAGUGACUUAGCACAUAGACAGAUCCUCCUAUUUUAUAAAAUCUGUUAUUUUGCUCUGCAAUAUAUGGCCAUUAGCUUAUUUUACAAAGAUGAUCAUCUUGUAGGUUCUGCUAAGCUGCCGCUAAUGUAAACAGUGUUUGUGACAGCUAUCAAAGAAUAUAUACAUACACAUAGCAGAAUAAACUUGUAUUACAUCUAAUAUAUACAGCUUUGUGAAUUGGAUGUAGUGAGCUGUGGUUAUACAAAUUGUAUUUUUUUUUUAAGUAAAGAGACAUUUUUCAGAUGUACCAGGUAAAACAAAAAAAUACGGUUUUACCUAAUUAAAUAUCUAAUGGUAAGGAAAGUGCCAGAGUACUGCUGAACCUAAUAAUCUUCUCAUGUGUCAGCAUUAUGAAAAUACUUGUUCCUGCAAAAUGAACUAAUGAGCCCUUUUCAUCAGCACUUUGAUACACAAAUACCGUCUGCACAAAUGCUAAGAUUUCACCAUCUCGCAAAGCAUGAUUUUGAAAUUAUGCCUAUAGCAAGUGUUUGUUCUAAUGGAGCAGUGCCCUAACUUAGGAUGAUGCCUGCAGAGGAUCUUUAUUUUCUCUAAGUCAAAGGUGGCCUUAAUGAAUGUAGAAGACUUAGAGCAGAUAUUAAACCAGUAUAAGUAAGAAAUUAACGCGUAUUAUCAAUUGCAAAUAUCAAUUAUGCACACUUCAGAUUUUUAAUGUUUUAAUUUCUUUUUCUGACAUAUUAACAUCAGUCAAAAGCAUGCGAAAUAGUGAAAAAAAAUGCUUCCUGGCCUUGAAGAUGCCUUAUGCAAUCCAAGAAGACCAGAGUAAGUUAAAUGGGGAAAUUUCCCCAUGCUUAUGAGGAAAAUCUGCAUGCAACUUCCAUGUCUUACAGACGUACACCUGGCCAAAAUCAGCUUCAUCCAGAGCAGGCUCUGUGUCUCAAAGCACUUUCCUUUUGGAAUGGAGGAUUCCUGGUGCAGUUGUUUAUCAACUUACCAAGGGCUUGUCAGGGUUUGCUAGCUCCUGUGCAAUGUCAUCUUCAAGCAUGUGUAGGUAGAAUUCCUUGUCAACACCACAUGCACGCCAAAUUUGAGAGACUGAAUUCAUGGAGUCCUCCCUCCCUCUCCCAGAGA
Ficedula albicollis (Collared flycatcher) is the source of this 5542-nucleotide messenger RNA. RefSeq names its product thrombospondin type 1 domain containing 4 (gene THSD4). Gene Ontology annotation, molecular function: metalloendopeptidase activity. Gene Ontology annotation, cellular component: extracellular matrix. Gene Ontology annotation, biological process: extracellular matrix organization. The record is from RefSeq and is a predicted model, not a curated record. Lineage: Eukaryota; Metazoa; Chordata; Aves; Passeriformes; Muscicapidae. The coding region runs from base 58 to 2076 and encodes 672 amino acids. The transcript is spliced from 13 exons.